GAUUCAACUGUAAUUUACCUCCAGAAUUCAUCAAUAAUAUUGACCUAGCAGUCAUCAACGAAAACACGCCUGUUGGAACAUCAGUAUAUCAGUUAGUUGGAAAAGAUCCAGAAAACUCGGCUAUAUAUUAUGGCAUUGAAGGAACUGAUCGGCUUGCAGUUAACAAAAAUACAGGAAUUGUUUCAGUUGCUGCACCAAUUGACAGAGAGAGAAAUGAUACUUUAAAAUUUUUUGUUACGCUGGAAGAUGUUGUGGGAGGAGGAAAUGACAACAACUUUGUGAAAGUGCCAGUCACGGCCCUCAUCCUUGAUGAAAAUGAUAAUGUGCCACGAUUUGAGCAAGUUCCUUAUGAAACUUUUGUUAUGGAGGACACUCCUACUGGAACUACUGUUUUUAGCAGAAUUAAUGUGACUGAUGCAGACAUUGUAGGGAAGGUGUUGAGUGUAAAGUGUGCUUUUCAUCUUCAGUUUCCUAAUGCAUGCAAAAAGUUUUUGGUUCAUACAUGGAAUGAAAGUUCGAAAAAUGUUUUGGCGUCUCUUGUUUUACGAGAACCAUUAGACUAUGCACAGCGAGAAAUUUACCAGAUCAAGUUAGUUGCUGAUGAUGGUCAGUUUAAUUCAACAACAGCAGUUAUUGUAACUGUGGGAGACAUCCAAAACCGACCACCAGUAUUUAAAGGAUCACUCACAGGAAUAGUAAAUGAGGAUGACCCAGUUGAUACCUUGGUGAUGAAGUUAAAAGCAAGUGAUGGUGACAAAGGAAAUCCAAGACAAAUUAUGUAUGAGCUGGUAUCAAACCCAGAAGAUUUUUUUGUGUUGAAUGCUGAGACUGGAGAACUACGAACGGCCAGACCAUUGGAUAAGGAAGUGUUUUCAGAUACUAAUGGUGUCAUUACAAUUCUUGUUAAGGCUUCUGAAAUGGAGGAUGGUAUUCAACUGGAUACUCCUAUUACAUCAACUUUAAAAAACUUAACCAUUACCAUAAAAGAUGUAAAUGAUGAAGCUCCCAAGUUUGACAAAAUAAGCUACACUGUGAACAUCAGUGAAAAUGUGCCAAAUGGAACUCCACUUCCAAACUUGGACAUGUUUGUUCAAGACACGGAUGUUGGUUCCAACUCUGUGUUCAACAUUCAGUUGAUUGACGAUUCAGAUAUCUUUAGUGUGGAGCCACCACUUGCUACAGGUUCUACUUCCAUAAGUAUCAGGGUUGCUAAUGGUCCAUUGGAUUAUGAAAAUCCAAAUCAACGUAAAUACAUAUUGCUGGUAGUUGCAGAAGAAGCUUUCACCAACCCUCGACUUUCCAGCACAGCUAGUGUAACAGUCAACAUAUUGGACACUAAUGAUAAUAUUCCACAGUUUGAACAUGAACGUUACACAGCUUCUAUCAUGGAGGAUGCUUCCCCGGGAACUGUUGUAUCAACAAUAUUUGCCACAGACCGAGACAAAGGAUCAUAUGGAGAAGCUGGUAUUGUAUACUCUCUCUUUGGAAAUGGAGCAGAAAGGUUCUAUGUAAAUCCAACUUCAGGAGUAAUAACUGUUGCACCUUGUGAGACACCAGGAUCAGGAAACUGUCUUGAUUUUGAGACCCGACCAUCUUACCUUCUAUCUUACCAAGCGACUGAUAAUAAUGGCCUUGGGCAGGUGGCAGUUGUAUCACUGACUGUAAAUGUUGCCGAUGCAAAUGACAAUCCUCCAGUGUUUCUUCAUGAUGUUUAUACAGCAAUAAUAGAUGAAGGAGAAACAGUAUUCAAUCCUACAUUGAAAGUUAAGGCUCUUGAUGCAGAUGUAACCUCCUUGCCUUCGUACAGCAUUACUGGUGGAAAUAAUUUGGAGCUAUUCAGCAUUAAUAACCACACAGGAGAGAUUCUAGUGUCAAAUCCUGCUGGACUGGAUGUGUCAGCUUUAAGAACAGAUUUGAUAAUACUGACUGUACAAGCAUCAGAUGGUGGAAAAGGGAUUGACACAGCAGUGGUUCAAAUAACUGUCAGAGAUGCCAACAACAACAACCCAAUAUUUGAUGAAUCUUCAUAUGUUGCAUCAGUUGCAGAAUCUUCAGCCCCUGGAAUGACAGUUGAACAAGUUGCAGCUACAGACUUGGACACAGGACCUAAUGCACAGUUAUCCUAUCGUAUUCAGAAGGGAGGUUUUGAUGAUUUUUUUAUUGAUGCUGACACUGGUAUUGUGAGUGUAGCACCAAAUGCUCAGCUUGAUUACGAACGAAGGCCUAAAUACAUUGUGGAGAUUGUGGCUACAGACAGUGGAAGCCCUAGUAGGACUGGAACAACAACUCUAACUGUGCAGAUCCUAAAUAGUAAUAACAAAAAUCCUUAUUUCACACCAACUACUCAAAGGGCUCAGGUCUCUGAAGGGUCAGAAGUAAAUGAAAUUUUCUUCAGACUUAAAGCUAGAGAUCCAGAUACUACCAGUGCCGAUUCUUUAAGAUUCUCUGUUAUAGAACCAAUCACAGCUCUCAAUAAAGAUGGUAAACAGGUUGAUGACACAGUUACUUUCUACAGGGAUUUCUUUAAGGUUGAGCAGGCAACUGGAGAUGUACGGGUUGCUAGAAAGCUCAAUAGGGAAACAGCUGCUAUAGUAACAAUGACAGUAGUUGUAACUGAUGUUAGUGCCACCCCACCACAAACUGGUAAAGGUACCCUCAUCAUAACUAUUAUAGAUUUUAAUGAUUUUCCACCUGCGUUUGCAAGACCUUGGACACCCGAACAUCCAAAAAUAACUAUAAAAGUAAUGGAAGAACAACCUAUUGGAAGUGUUGUUGCAACUUUUGUAGCAUCUGAUCCAGACUCUAAUAUUGCUCAUUAUGAAAUGAAGUCUGAUAAUGAUCAUUUUACUCUUGACAAUAGCUCAGGUAUUCUGACUAUCAAGGAGCGAGUUGAUUUUGAGCAAGUACAACAAUUUCAGUUCAGUAUAAUAGCUUAUGACACAGGAGUUCCUCAGUUGUCAUCUGUUGCUAAGGUUACAGCUGAUGUUGUAAAUAUCAAUGAUAAUGACCCUGUUUUCUCGCAGCAAACAUAUAAGGCUGAAUUGAAGGAAAAUGCUGCAGAAGGAACCCUUGUGAUAACUGUUAGUGCUACUGAUGCAGAUGCUGGAGAUUUUGGAAAAAUUCAAUAUUCCUUGAUUGGAGAACGCAGCUCAGAUUUCACAGUGGAUAAUCAAGGAGUUAUUCGAGUAGCAGCUGCUGCCAUGUUAGAUAGAGAAGAAACUCCUAUAAUCACACUACAGGUUCAGGCCACGGACCAAGGGCAUGACAUGAACAGUCACCGUUCUAUCUCUGUUCCCAUUUACAUUUCACUCAAAGAUGUAAAUGAUAAUCCUCCAAUUUUCACACAAAGAAACUAUCGAGCUUCCAUUGUAACCAACAUCCCUCUGGACCACCCAAGUCCCAUCAUUCAGGUCAUUGCUCUUGACAAAGAUGAAGGCCAUAAUGCUGAAAUCUCAUAUACUAUUGUUGCAGGAAAUGAAAAUGGACAAUUUGCUAUAAAUGAAGAAAAAGGUUCCAUCUACCCUGCUCAACCAUUUGAAGAUACUCUAAAAAACUACCUUCUUAGAGUGCAGGCUCGAGACCAGAAUGGUCGUGGUGGAAACUAUGAUGAGACCACAGUGAGCAUUGAAAUUGUUGAGGUCAAUCAGGACAAACCUAGGUUUCUUGUUCCUGCCUCAUUGAAUGCCAGCGUUAGAAUCCCAGAGAACCAAAGUAUAUCAGACUACCUCGUGAUGACAGUGAAGGCUGUGGAUACAGAUAAAGAAGAGAAUGGACGUAUAUCUUACUGGCUUAAGCUUGGAGAUAAAAAUGUUGAAGAGACUGAAGAGUUUUUUAUUGAUCAUGUAACUGGAGAGCUUAAAACCAAGAAGAUUUUGGAUAGAGAGAAGAAGCCUAAGUAUGAGCUUGUGCUAGCAGCAAAAGAUCAUGGAUCACCAAUGCCAUUUGAAACUCUUCAGUUUUUAACGGUUGAUUUGAAAGAUGUGGAUGACAAUAUUCCUCAGUUUACUCGAACACAGAGCACCAACCCAUAUGUUUUCAAUAUAGGUGAAAAUGCCCCUCCUGGCACACCUGUAGGUCAGUUGCAUGCCACUGAUGCUGACAUUGGAGAUAAUGCUCGUAUUUAUUACUAUAUUAUAGAUGGUAACUAUAAUGGUUUCUUCACCAUUGACAAAUUGCAUGGAGUGAUACGUAGCAAUGUAUCAUUUGACCGAGAAAAUAAAACAGAUUUUGAGUUAAUUGUCAAGGUAACAAGCAACCCAGACUACACCAUUCUAAAACAGUCACGACAGAAUGGCUUAUCUCCUGCAGACAGAAGCUAUCGUGAAGAGGAUUUAACCCUUGCUUGGAUACAAGUUAUUGUUGCAGAUGUCAAUGAUAACGUUCCUUACUUUACAAAUGAUCCGUACUUUGCAGGUAUCAAGUACACUGCUCAAGUUGGAGAUGUAGUGGCUACUGUUACAGCAGUUGAUGCUGACCAAGGACCAAAUGGAACACUCACUUAUCGAUUAGAACAAAUCAACCUCUUCAGGCUUGGGGUUUCUGGAAGUGUUCGUCCCAUCCCCUCUCCUUUCAAUAUCUCUAAAGAUGGUCGCAUAUCCACAACUCAGUUAAUGACACAAUAUAAUCAAGCUCGCUUUCAGAUUGUUGUGGCAGCACGAGAAGAUGCAUACCCUCACAGAGUUACUCAUGCUACUGUCAAGCUGUGGGUUUACGAACCAGAUCAGUUGACUCGAGUAAUUAUUGCCCAACCACCAGAAAUUGUGAAUCAAAGGAAAGAAGAAUUUAUCUCAAUUCUUUCCAAUGCAACGGGUGGUUUUGUUGUAAUAGAUGAUAUAAGGUACCAUGUGAAUGCUGACAACAAUCUAGUGCAAAAAUGGACUGAUCUUUAUAUCCAUGUUGCAAAUGAAGAUGGCAAGAUGAUCUCUAUUCCUGAGGUUAUAGAAGCUGUUGAUACCAAUGCUAGAUUGUUUGAAGCGCAGUCCAAAAUGUUACAGAUUCAUAAAGUGGUUCCAGCCUAUGUUGGAAUUGAAGAAGAACAGUUUGAUCUGUCCUUGGCUGUACUGAUUGCUUUGUUGGUUGUUCUGUUUGUAGGAAUUAUCACAAUGAUUGUAUGUUGUAUGUGUCUCAAGUCUUGGUAUGCUGUAAAAAUCAAAGAAGCUUUAAUACAUAAUGAUGAGAUCCAAGAACCAGGAAACACCACUGAGAACCCACUGUGGACUGAACAGAAACUAAAGCUUUAUGAAGAACAGGAACUCAGUAUGAGUGUUGCACCGGAUCAGGAACAUAUCAUUGUUACUGAAGCUGCCAUCAACUUUGGAGAUGACACUGCAAGUGCCAUGUAUGCAACACUAAGAAGAAGUAAUGCAGGUAGUAUUGGAAGUGUGAGCAAUCGAGGAGGUGCAACAUUAGAUCGAAGCACCACAAAUGAGUAUGCCACACUUAACAAUCAUGCUAAUGGUUCUGAACAACCAAUAAGUGACCAAAAAAGUGUCAAUAACACCUUAAGAAGACAAAGACAGCGAGAACCAGAUCAUCAUGAAUAUCAUGAACUCCAAACACCAGUGCCACCUGCUAGUAUAAAUGAUACUUAUGACACAAGUCGUUUUCAUCAAGAUAGCAGCAGUCCAGAGCCAUCUUCCAGUUUAGAAGGACCUUCUGAAGUGAGGCAUUCAAGUUUAACAAUUAACAAAGAUGGUGAACCUGUUUUAGUAGCAGAGUUAUUGUGAGUUUCUGAAGAGUUUAGUACCAUAAUACCCUCAAAACACUAACAAUACUCGGUGUUUAGGUGUGAGUUAAAAUAGUGCUUCAAUGUGUCAUUUAUUCUGUAAUUAUUCUUUGUGAUAAUUCAUAGAAAAUAAUUCAUACACUGAUCUACAUUUACCCCUGGAUUUCUGUAAACUAUGACUCACCUCCCAUUAUCAACUUCUUUAAUUAUGUCAUUCUUUGAAAUGACAUGCUGGUCAUACAAAUCUCUAUCUUAUAAUUAUAUAACUUAGAGUCAGUAUGUGUCACUAAAGUUAGUCUUUUAACUUCAUUUUAUUAUUAAUAAUAUAAAGAAUGAAGAUUAAAUCAAUUGAAGUAUUCAAUAUUGUAAUUCAUUAACAUUCCAUGUCUGCUUGCACUAUUUGCAUUAGUCAUUUUUCAGUUAGCUUUCUUAGGUAAAAACCAUAAGAUGCAAUUGUCUCCUGGCUUUAAAAGGACUUCUUCAAAACUUUUGUGUAGCACUCCAGCAAUGUAGUAUGUCACCAAGUUUUGUAUAUAUACUAUCAAUAAGAAUAUAAUCUAUAGCAAUUCAGUUGAACAUGCAUCAAACCUGCAAGUUUAUGAUACAAGUUGUAUUCAAUUGUUAUAAGACAUUACUGUCCAAUGCAAUGGGUUUGAAAAAUAAAUUAAGAAGUGAUUUGUUAAUAGAGUUGCACAGUGCAUAUUUGAUCAAAGUAAAUCGUUAAUGUUUACUCGAUCACUGGGCUUGAAGAAUCCGUAAAAUUUGACAGAAGUAUUUUUAACAAGAUGGGUGGGACAUGGAGUAAGUACUUCACAUAACUGUGUUUAACAAGACAUGUUGGACUGGGAGUGAGUACUUUGAGAAAACUGUCUUUAGUAAGCUAGGUUGGGUUGGAGUGAUCACUGUGACAGUUUGUUGUUGUUUUUUCUUAAGUAAAGUGAAUAAUAUUUAGCUUGAUCUAUCAGGUUAGUUGUGUUUUAGAUUAACAUGAUUUGUAUCUUUCAUGUUUAUUUUAUUUUUUCACAAACAAGCUCUGAAUAUUCACAGUUUAUCUUUUAUUCUAGAUGGGAACUGUUUUAAAAUUGACAUAGAGCUAUAUGAAAUGUCUUGUUGUUAGUAUGCAUCCUUAUAUUUGAUUACAUUAUGUAUAAUUGAUGCGUAACUGGUAGAAAGACAGAGAUGUUUUUCAAAGAAAUAAAUAACAAUCAGGGUAACCAAAUGUGUGUGUGUUGGUGUAAAGAAAUUGAAAAUCUGGGAUGUACAUGUAAGACUUUACACCAUCAAAUUAACUUCUAGAACUGGUUUAUGACAUUUAUCAUUAGACACUUGAGUAAUGAAAGAUGUAUCAGUGCUGUCAUUUAAUGGUUGCUGCUCUUGAUAUAAAAGUUUUACAACUGUGUGUUAGGUUUUUAUAAUAUCAUGAAAAUGUAUUCUAGAGUCUUUUUAUAGGUCAUUAUUACAAGCAUAAUUAAAUACUCUAGUGAUAUAUUUUUUAGAAAGAAAUAUUUAUUAGCCUAUAAUUCUGAAUACCAUAUAGUUUAAUGGGGUUAAAGGACAUGAUGACCCCACCAUGCUUUCACAAGGCUAAAGAUCACUUUAUAAUGGAAGUUAAGAAUAUGUUCAUUCAUGUGUUUGUAUGUAUAUGUGAUAAAAAUGAAAUAAAGAUAUACUAACUGUUACUAAAAUAAGUCAUUUUAGUCAUUCAAGAUUAUGUAGAGGCAUCUUAGAAUAUUUUCAAUACAUUAUUUCUGAUUUAUAAAUUGUUCCUGGUUUGCUAAUUUAAAUGCUAUUUAUAAUUUAUUCUAAUGUGGAUAAUGACGUUUUGUACACAAAGAACAAAGCAAAAUCAAAGAAUACUAGACACAAGAAGUAAUCAGGUCUCUUCUUUAUAAAUUAAUGCAUUAAAUGUUGUUACUAGAUAAAUAUUUAAGUAUGAAUUUUCGGAUAAGGUAAACUAGCUCCAAGUUAUUUGUCUAAUGCUCUGUUAUUCAAAUAACUGAUAGUGUUUA
Messenger RNA from Limulus polyphemus (Atlantic horseshoe crab), 7734 nucleotides. Its product is annotated as cadherin-87A-like. Lineage: Eukaryota; Metazoa; Arthropoda; Merostomata; Xiphosura; Limulidae. The annotation marks the transcript as partial. The record is from RefSeq and is a predicted model, not a curated record. Gene Ontology annotation, molecular function: calcium ion binding; cadherin binding. The transcript is spliced from 43 exons. Gene Ontology annotation, biological process: homophilic cell-cell adhesion. Gene Ontology annotation, cellular component: catenin complex; plasma membrane.